Chiloscyllium plagiosum (whitespotted bambooshark) is the source of this 1952-nucleotide messenger RNA. Its product is annotated as tektin-3-like. Lineage: Eukaryota; Metazoa; Chordata; Chondrichthyes; Orectolobiformes; Hemiscylliidae. The record is from RefSeq and is a predicted model, not a curated record. Gene Ontology annotation, cellular component: nucleus; sperm flagellum; microtubule cytoskeleton. Gene Ontology annotation, biological process: cilium assembly; cilium movement involved in cell motility.
AAUAUACACGAGAUAUGAAAAGCUUCAGGCUGAAGGUGGGGGAGUGGAUGCCUGGCAAAUGGGCAGCGGAUACCGUUCACUUCAACCCCUCUCUCACAUCAAUCAUUUUCUCAGUGACUGCUAGAGGCGUCAACAUGGAGGAGAGAGCUGGAGCCCCUGACUCGAGAACUGUGGUCACCAUGUAUGGCAGAUGUUGUACAGCAGAUCUGGAGACAAGGUGCAGUAGUGUCAACUUGCCAUGGAGACCCAGCACCUACUACAAGGUGGCAGGUGUCAAUACCACCCUUGGACCCUACACUAGAAAUUUGUGUGGGAGGCAGUACCCGGUGAUGACAUCUUAUCCACCAAUAACCUCCUGCCCAUCAGUGACCGGGGGUCCUAUCAUCAACUGCCCCGUGCCUUCUUACCCUGUCAUGCAUUCAUGCCCUGCAAUAACACCCCGGCCACCAGUAAACUGCCCUGUCGUUAAUCCUUGCUCUGUGAUAGAUCCAUGCCCUUCGAUGGAUCCGUGUGCCCCGGGUACCUCUAACCGUAUUGCCCUGUUCAGCAGAUACACCCAAGGUGAAUGGGUGGAGUCCAACCACAACAAUUACAAGCAAUCCGAAUGUUCCAGGCACAAUGCUGAGAAGCUCAGGGAGGACACGACCAGACUCAUCCAGGACAAGGCUCAGCUGACAAGGAAGAUCCAGAAUGACACCAGCAACAACAUUGGAGAGAGGGUGCAAGACAUCAGCUUCUGGAAAUCUGAGCUUGAUCAUGAACUUGACCAAAUUAUCAUGGAGACGCACGCUCUCAGUCAAGUGAAGAAAAAAGUGGAGAAAGCAUUAGAAGAGACAGAUGCGCACCUACAGAUGGUUCAAGAAUGUUUAUAUCACCGUGAAAAAAGAAUAGGUAUCGAUUUGGUCCAUGAUGAAGUGGAGACCCAACUACUUGAGGAAAUGAGAAUAGUCAAAUGUGUUCAAGAAAGAUUGAAGAGAGGCAUCGAGAGAGCUACUUCACAACUUUCAAACAACAGAGCAGCUCAGCAUGAACUGGAGCGGGAUCUGUGUGACAAAUGUGCAGCUUACUGGAUUGAUGAUAAAGUGCACCAGUUGAAGAACACAUCAGAUGGUAUCAGCUAUUACUGUGGAAUUGAACAAGUGAAUGCCACCAUCUCCACCCCUGAUUCCUGGUUAAAGUAUACAGAAGACAACAUAUUGCGUUCGCAGUGUGAACGGGCAGCUUCAGCAAGACUGCGAGAUGAGCUUGAGAAACUCCUCGCUGCUACUUCAGAGGAAUUGUGGAAACAGUUUAACAACGUCAACCUUGCAUUUACACAUCGCAUCUUUGAAAUUGGAGAUGCUAAGAAAAAGUUACAGAUGCAUCUUUCAAAGGUCCUGCAGGAAAUCUUCCAAACGGAAUGCACCAUUGAGGAGUUGAAGAUGGCCAUUAGGCAGAAGGAAGCUCCCAUGAAGGUUGCGCAGACCCGUCUGGAGGAGAGGAUCAAGAGGCCUAACAUGGAGCUGGUGUGUGACCAGCCACAACACAGGUUGGUCUGUGAAGUGUACACCAUCGAUGCGACCAUACAGACAUUGAAACAACGUCUGCAAGAAGCACAGAAUGCUUUGCAACUCCUGGUCCAAACCAAGUCCGUGCUGGAAUAUGACAUCAGUGUGAAAGCCAACUCCCUCUUCAUUGAUCAGGAGAAAUGCAUGGGGAUGCGUAGAACCCUUCCCAACACCCCACGCUUGAUCGGUUGCACUCAGCUGAACAUGGGCACUUACUGUGCUCCCCCAGCCCCUGAGAAGAAGCCUUGCAACUGUGGCUGCAAAAAUAAAAAAAAAGUAACAUAAAUGAAUGAAAACCAAUGGAGCCCCAGGCUUCAGAUAAAUGCAUGCUUUGUUCUGUUUUGGAAAACAAUGCUCAAAUAUUGUGGAAACAUAAAAUAAAGAAAAUUGGUGGUUUAACAGUAA